Molecule: messenger RNA, 4254 nt
Organism: Penicillium bovifimosum
Lineage: Eukaryota; Fungi; Ascomycota; Eurotiomycetes; Eurotiales; Aspergillaceae
Exons: 3
Coding region: 1-4254 (1417 amino acids)
Molecular function (GO): protein binding
Source: RefSeq, a predicted model, not a curated record
AUGGCUACUGUCCCAGCGGAGGACGAGUAUAACCUGCAGGAGGCAUGGGACAAGGCAUGCUUAUCCUUUGCGGCGACAACGAAGGUCGACCUCACUCAAAAACCGAAAUUCUCUAUUGACGAAGUGCUUGACCAAAUUCGUCAGAAGCAAAAUGAAAACAACGAGAAAGACAACAAAUACAAGACCGCAAAAGAUGUGAUCAGCAAAACGUUAAACUUUGUCAUGGUUCUGGGUGGUAUCGCUGCUGAGGGCGCUAGUAUGGUAUUUGCGCCAAGCAGCCUCUGCUUCAAUGCCAUUGCGUAUCUCAUUGACACUGGAGCGAAGUACAAGCGCAUUUUCAGUAGCCUCUCCGAUCUGUUCGGUCGUAUCUCCGAUGUUCUAGAACGGUGCAAGAUCUACCUGCGCUUGCCCGCGAACGCGGUUGAUGUCGCUCUCCGAAGGAUUAUUAACGAAGAGCUUGUGUGUUUCGUCGAUAUCUGCGCGUUGUCAAUCAAAGUCCUUAAAGGCAACAAAGUUCUCAUUGCGCUGAAGGUCUUUGCGUUCGAUGCCGAUGAAGGCGUGAGUGAACAGCUAAAUCGACUGGCUACGCUGGUAGAGCGCGAGUCCCAGAUGCGGGCCACGCUGGGAUUUGAGUCGCAGAAGACAAGUGAAAAGAACAUCAUUGAGACCAGAGACGGAACUAAAAAGAUCACCGUGGGAGUCGAUACACUGCUGAAUUCCGAGAAGAAGAAAGAAGCAGACAGUGCUGCCAAAAGGCUCCUAGCCAAGAUUGAUUCCAGCCUCGGCAAUCCCAGUGAUGCUCUUAAGACCGUCUCGGCAAGCCUCGGGCAGAUCUUGAGCGAGCAGGUCCAAGGAAGCGGCGAGUGGCUUCGGAAGCAUCCGCUGUACAAGGCGUGGGAAUCCUCCGAGCACUCUGCAUUUUCGGUUUUCGGCAUCUCCGGAGGCGAAGGAUAUGGCAAAUCGUUCCUCUUUGCGACUGUUGUUCAACAUCUGCAAGAACUUCAUUCCGCCUCCCAAGAUGAUAUGACAUAUACAUCCACUGCCUACUAUAUCUUCGAUCAAGAGAAGAGUCAUACAUCUUUGGUCCAGGCCCUGAAGGUCCUUGCCUGGCAGAUCGUCAAUAAAGAUGUUGUUUAUCGCAAAGAUUUGAGCUCCGUGAAGGCAACUGGUAUUAACCAGGUCGGUAGUCUUUGGGAGGCGCUCUUCUCUAAAUCAUACAAGAGCGACUCGACCUUCUUUCUCCUCCUAGACGGGGUUGAUCUAGCAGACAAGACAGAAUUGAGAGAGUUCAUCCACCUCCUAGCCGAAUUGCAGGCUUCAUCUGCGACUUGGCCACGGUUCAAGCUCCGCAUUCUCCUCACUGGUAGACUGGAGACAAUGAACAAAAUCCAAAAUUACAUGUCCGAAGGAAUGUCAAUGAUCAAUGUGGCAUCCGAGAACACCGACGACAUGAAAAGGUUCAUUACCGACCGAAUGGACAAGAUGGAGAUUCUGAGCGGCGAUUCAGAUCAGGUGCUCUCUCUUCGGCGCGAGAUUUUGGAGAAUUUGGCCACCAAGACUCAUGGUGAUUUCAUCAAUGUUGGCCUUCUGCUACAUGAAAUUAGCGAAAAACAACGUCCCGGUGAGAUCAGGGACAUUCUAUCUCGAUCAGGAGAAAAGCGGUCGGACACUAUCGCGCGAAAGAUCGAAGUCCUCAAUGAGACGCUCAGCGCGGACGAUAUAGCUGAUCUCAACAUCAUUCUCACGUGGGUCAUCUUUGUCUUCCGGCCAUUUAGCCUCUCAGAGUUGGAGUCAGUCCUCUUCUUCAAGACUGGAGAACCCUCCCUUCGGCCCCUGGCGGAAAAGAUAACGGACUAUUAUGCCUCCAUUCUCCAAAUCAAGGGCAAGCCCCAUCCGGAGACCAAGAUAAUCUCGCCCUACUCACACGUAACGCUAGUCUCUGACUCGAUCAAGGAGUUCCUUCAAGAUAAACCGGAGUCUGACCAGAUUGCAAAUCCCCAAGACAUGGAUCUCAGCAGGGAUAUCACCGACGCCGAGAUCAGGAUUGUUCGUCGGUUCCUAGAAUCGGUCUGUGAUCCCCAACUGUUCUCUAAAUUCGGAUUCGAUGGCUUCUUUCAGCAGAAACUCCAAGGCAACACAGCACGAGUCAACAUCAACGCCGACACCGCACAUUUGAGGAUUCUGGUGACUUGCUUGGAAUCCAUCCACUCCACAGCGACAGCCGGCAAAACCUUGCUGCAAGCGUAUGCCUGUUUCUACUUUGGCGAUCAUCUCAGGCAAGCGGACCCUUCUCUGACCCAACCGCAACAGAAAACGGCGCUUGGUCCGCAAUUGGUCAAUCUAUUUACAGAUGAGAGCAUCAUCAGGGUGUGGUGGACGCCCCAGUCACAGUUCCAUCGGAUGGAUUGGAUUUACGACGAUUCAUACUCCGAGGUUGUAACAAAAUGGCUUCAAGACUCUGCCGUCUCCAAGGGCUUCACUGAAGAACAAAGCCAAUGGGUGAGAAAAUUGAGUUCCAAGUCUGAGCUUGAUGCAGAUAUCCUCGAGCAUCUUGUCAGGAACUCCGCUCGACUUUGGUUGCAGGAGGGUAUGAAUCUCGACGGCAAUUUUCCUGUGGUCCAUGGAUUUAUCACAAAGAUUGAGAAUCGGAAGGAUCCUAAGGUCAAAAGAUCGACCGAUGACCCCAAAGCCGAUACCAUCGAAGUCUCCCAAAUCCUCGAUGCUGCUGAAUGGGCUCGACGGCAGCUAGGGCUGGAUAGCCUUGGAUAUGAGGAGACUCGUAACCUAGCGCGCACAUUCAGGGAGUACGGCAAACACGAUAAGGCUAUUGAAUAUUUCAAACUUGCGUCUUCAUUGCAGGAGUAUAAUUGGUUCUCACAGUGGGGCCUUGCGACCUGUUAUGCGUACCAGAAAGAGUGGGCACUGGCGAUAGAGACGAUAGAGGGACUCAAGAAUAUGAUCAAGUGCGGCGACAACCGUGACGAUGAUCUGUACCUGCCGGACUUGGAUCGCGAUCUGGCCAGUUACAUUCGAGAGAGAGGUGAUAGCGGCAAAGCGCUUGAGAUGUAUGAAGCGAUCCUGCGAGAAUACCCGAACGACUACGACGCGUCUUUGGGGAUAAUUUUGCUUUAUCACAAGGAUGACAACCCGGAGGGCCUGCUCAACUUUUUGGAAUCGCUCAAGGACUCCACAGAUGAUCAAGCGGGUCUAGACAGGCGGACGCGGACGUUCCACCUUCAUUGCGAUAAUGGUGAAUAUCACGAAGCACUUUUCAGCCUCAGUUCCGAAGGCAAAACCUUCGAUGCCAUCUUUGAAGGCUACCAGACUGCCAUUGCUGCCGCCAAAGAGCAGAUUGGCAAGGCAGUGAAGACGGGUGAUCCGAUGGAGGCGCAGUAUCGGAGAUGCCAGGCCACUCUUAUGCACAACCUUGCGAUUCUCUGCUUUGAGAACGGCUCUGAUAUUCCCGAACGAAGGAGAUUCGCUAUCGCCCAAUGGGAAAGUGUCCUACAAAUUGAAGAUCACUCCGAUGAAUACUACCUGAAUCUCACGAAAGGGUAUUCCCGUGAUAAGCUCGCGACCGCUUAUUUCAAGGAGGCAUGUCGGGAUCCUAGUACGGCCACCACAUUGCUGCAGCGCUUGAAGGAACUAGGCUCAUACAAGCCCAAGUAUACAUACAGCGAGAUGACAUCGUACGCAACAGAACUUGCCGCGCGAUAUCACGCUCUGCAAGGUGAUUACCAAAAGGCCAUAGAUGUCCUGCGGCCGGCAGUCAAACACAACAUGGACAUGCUCUCUGAUGACGAUCCGCUCAAUGACUGGCAGGGAUAUCAAGGCUUGGCCAGGGCUUUCAUGCGCGCGGGCCAAGAUGCAGAUUGUCUCGCCGCGUGGUCAUUGAUUGCCCCCUUCAAUGAUGCAAAGAAUGCAGAGGACCAAGCAGAGUUUCCGGAAACUGAAAGCAGAGCACCCAUGUGUUAUUGUGACGGGCAAUGUGGGACUACAUGGACGGUCCCAGAUGACCUCUAUGUCUGCAGAGAGUGCUACGACAUACAGUUCGACCUGCCGUGCUUGAACAAAUUGCGCGAAGGGACACUCAAAGGAAGGGUAUGUGGCAAAGACCACGAUAUGCUACAUAUUCCCGCACACGACGCCGCUGAGCGCCGGACGACUGGGAAUGGUAACGUCCUGGUGGGGGAGGAGAUCGUUUCUGUGAGCGAGUGGCUCCAGCGCAUCAAGGCGAAGUGGGGGUUGGAGUAA